GGCGUGGCUUCAGAAGGUUGCGCACAAGUAACCUUUGUCCUCAUAACUAGCUGUCAAGUGAAUAAAUGUGUCCUUACUUGAAACAUACCUAAAUACCUGGUUUUAACCGACGUCCAAUCUUUCUAAUAGUCUAGGCGUGUAGUCUAUAACAACAAGACAAAAUACAUUAGAGUGGAAGAUACAUAUAUAUAUAUUUUCAAUGUACAACGGUUUGCAUUUCACAACAGUGGUCCACUUCGUUUUGCAUGGCCCGGUGGCCCGUGUGAGCGGAGUUUGUUAUUAUUAGAUAAUUAUAUUGAUUCAUAAGAGAAAUCUCCACCCACCCCGGGCACCGGGCCCUGCAAAACGAACCCCACCAAUUUUAUGAAAAGGAGGGAAUUGUAUCAAUGGCUUUUCUUGAAACAUUGUUGCAAAUAUUUGCCGAGUAAAUUACAAUUAUGCCAGGUUGCCCCACUGAGAUCUAUGUAUUAGGCUAUGUUUGUUUUAUUGUGCAUCUAAAAACAACCGCGAAUCGUUUUAACAGGAUGUGGGUUUGUCCUAAAACAAAUGUCCCGUCAUUCACCGCGGUCAUAUUUUUUACCAACUCUCAUGAUACACAAACAUUAACACAUCAUCGAAGUGCGAGAUCUGACGGGAGAGCAGCUACCAUGGCUCCACGUAUGGAUGAUGUCAUGCAACUAUGCUGUGACCUGUCUGCAAAUCAGCAGAUAAAAGCAGCAGUGAAGAAUUCUGGGAAAGGAUCAGCAGUGGCAGGAGGGACUGCAUUUUUAGGGGGUCUUCUAGGUGGUCCCCCAGGGAUUGCUGUUGGUGGUGCAUUAGGUGGCCUGUUGGGAUGGUGGAUGACCAGUGGACAGUUCAGACCUCUCCCUCAGAUCAUCAUGGAGCUGCCUCCCCACCAGCAGCAGAGACUCUAUGCUGAUAUCAUGGCCGUUUUGGGCUCACUGGACUGGACAGACCUGGCCCAGCUGACCGCCCUGGUCGUGGGGAAUGCUACUCUCCAGCAGCAGGUCACUGCUGCCCUACUCCGGUAUAUCACAAAGGAACUGAGAGCAGAGGUGAGAUAUGGGGACUGAUCUACACAGACUCAAUAUCUGGAGGAACUCCUUAGAACAUUUGUACUCAGAUUUAACUCAAGCUUAUUCCUGGAGACUGAAAGAACCUUUUAUACUGUAGGUUCACUGAAAGAGGCCUUAUGAGAGUUACAUUGAGACUCAUGUCAGACCUGUCAUGUUACCUAAUAUCUGAUCAUGUCCAUUUAAUAUCCUUUGAUGAAGCGCUUAAAUGACAUUUACGCCACUUUUUUUAACGUCAUUUACAUUAUGCCCAGCCCAAUACCAGUGUCUGCAUAUGUGAAAACGGCACAUUUCUACAAAACAAAUAUGAAGUUAAAAGUUCUACCCAAUGACGCCAUCAAAAGUAAAACAUAUUUAAAAACAGUGCUUUUCAGGCACUAGGAGAUUCCCAGUGACGUGAGGAGCAAGAAAACACCCUCCCUCUGGCUAGAAACUUGUUGAAAACCACUGUUUUGUUACAUUUAAUGCUACCAUGUGAUGUUACAGAGAAGCAUUUUUUUUUUUUUGCAUCUUUUUAACCACAGAUCAUAGAAACUCGCUGUUUUCACAUACUGUGUGUAGACACUGUUAUGGUUUCGGAGAUAAUGAAUAUGAGGUGGAAGAGUGGCGGAAUUGCACUUUAAUGUACACGUUUGUUUUGUUUUAGUUGAGAAAUUGUUAUCUCUGAAUGUCGCGGUAUGAUUGAAACGUAUCUUAUACGAACAGUCCAGCAAUUAACCAGAAAGGUGUACUUUAUUUAUAUUCUAGUGCAUAAUUGGUUGCCGAUAUUUUGCGCUGAAAUGUAUACAUUGAAUAUUGUUGGUCAUUUAUAAUUGACAUGAUUUGCAACAAAUGAAAGACAAUGAAAAAAAGGACCCUGAUCACUCCUCUUGUAAGUGUGCCUGGGAUCUCAAGUGAUUCAUGCAAUGUGAAUAUUGUAAGAGAUGAGUACUUCGGAGAAACCGGCCUUGAUACUUGUGGCGCAUAAAAUGGUGAUAAGUGCCACCUAGUCCUAGAAUGAACUAAUUGGGAAAAUCUUGUAGUGCUCUUGUACUAAAGUGUUUGUAUGAAAAUCAUGAUAAAUGAAAUAAAGGACAACGGGGACGUGUAUGAUCACCA
Molecule: messenger RNA, 2171 nt
Organism: Oncorhynchus nerka (sockeye salmon)
Lineage: Eukaryota; Metazoa; Chordata; Actinopteri; Salmoniformes; Salmonidae
Product: protein C19orf12 homolog
Exons: 3
Coding region: 438-1073 (211 amino acids)
Source: RefSeq, a predicted model, not a curated record